UCCCCAAAGUGUAGAGCUGGAGCGUGGGGGAGCGCGGCGGCGCCUCCGCCACCAAACUCCUGGGGCUCCGCGGCGUUCGGAGCCACCUCCCGCCUAGCCCGGAGGGGCUCUCUUACCAGGCUGUAGCCUCACUUUCCCGUUUUUCUUUUUCUUUAAAAAACACCCCCACCUCUCUUCUGAUCACAGCAGCUGGUGCAUUCCCCGCUCCCCACUCCGGAGCUGCCCAUCCCUCCGGCUGGCGGCGAGGACGCGCGCUCAGCCUUGGGCGAAGCAAAGAAGAAAAACUUGUCGGAGGGGUUUCUCCAGCCUCCGCUAGCCUCCUUCUCUCGGGAACACCAACCGCCCGCCGGGGCCAGUCCUAAGUCUGGGAAAGUUCCUCCGGUGCUCAGCGCCCUCUUGAAUCUGGAGCAGCACCGGCGCAGCCAGUGGAAUUAGAUCUGUUUUGAACCCAGUGGAGCGCGUCGCGGGCGCUCGGAAGUCACCGUCUGUGGGCGCCCGGGUGGCGCUGCCUGAGAGGACCCGGGAGUUUGCGGGCCCUACUGCAAGUGACCUUUCCUCCCCUCACUUGGUUGAUUCUGUCUCAGCUGGGGGCUGCAAGGGUGACAAGUUGCGGUGAGAGCUCCCGAAGUUCGGAGAGGGCUGGGCAGUCUCUCCUUCGCUUCUGCUACCCGGAGUGAAAUCCUAGCGAAACUGUCAGAGGCCUCCGGAUCCCACCCAAGACUCACCGGCAGAGCUCUUCCGUGUCGCCCCAUCCCCAGGGAUAACCCGGGAGCCCGGGCCUCAAGGAAAGAUUCGUUGAGCAGGGGAGGGAGGUCGCGGCGGCGGCAUGGCAAGGUUCCAGAGGGCCGACCUGGCUGCUGCAGGAGUUAUGUUACUUUGUCACUUUUUAACAGACCGGUUCCAGUUCGCCCACGGGGAGCCUGGACAUCUCACCAAUGACUGGAAUUAUGAAGUUGCAAAUGCUUUUCCUUGGAGUGAAGAGGGGGUAGAAGUGGACUCUCGCGCAUACAACCACAGGUGGAAAAGAGAUGUGGACCCUUUUAAAGCGGUAGACACAAACAGAGCCAGCAUGGGCCAAGAGGCUCCAGAGUCCAGAGGCUUCACUGAUCUGCUACUGGAUGAUGGACAGGACAAUAACACCCAGAUAGAGGAGGAUACGGAUCACAAUUACUACAUUUCUCGGAUAUAUGGUCCAGCGGAUUCUGCCAGCCGGGAUCUGUGGGUGAACAUAGACCAAAUGGAAAAAGACAAAGUGAAGAUUCACGGGAUACUUUCCAACACUCAUCGGCAAGCUGCAAGAGUGAAUCUGUCCUUCGAUUUUCCAUUUUAUGGUCAUUUUCUAAAUGAAGUCACUGUGGCAACUGGGGGUUUCAUAUAUACUGGAGAAGUUGUACAUCGAAUGCUCACAGCUACACAGUAUAUAGCUCCGUUAAUGGCAAAUUUUGACCCCAGUGUAUCCAGAAAUUCAACUGUCAGAUACUUUGAUAAUGGCACAGCUCUUGUUGUCCAGUGGGACCAUGUCCACCUGCAGGAUAAUUACAACCUAGGAAGCUUCACGUUCCAGGCCACACUCCUCAUAGACGGGCGCAUCAUCUUUGGAUACAAAGAAAUCCCUGUCUUGGUCACACAGAUAAGUUCUACCAACCAUCCAGUGAAAGUCGGGUUGUCUGAUGCAUUUGUCGUUGUCCACAGGAUCCAGCAAAUACCCAAUGUUCGAAGAAGAACAAUUUAUGAAUAUCACCGAGUAGAACUACAAAUGUCCAAAAUUACCAACAUCUCAGCUGUGGAGAUGACUCCACUUCCCACAUGUCUCCAGUUCAAUGGUUGUGGCCCUUGUGUGUCCUCGCAGAUUGGUUUCAACUGCAGUUGGUGCAGCAAACUUCAAAGAUGCUCCAGUGGAUUUGAUCGCCAUCGGCAGGACUGGGUGGAUAGUGGAUGCCCGGAAGAGUCAAAAGAGAAGAUGUGUGAGAAGACAGAGCCAGGGGAAACAUCCCAAACUCCCACGAACUCCCACACAACCACCACACAAUUCAGGGUCCUGACCACCACCAGGAGAGCUGUGACGUCACAGAUGCCCACCAGCCUGCCUACAGAAGAUGACACGAAGAUCGCCCUACAUCUCAAAGACAGUGGAGCCUCCACAGAUGACAGUGCAGCUGAGAAGAAAGGAGGAACCCUCCAUGCAGGCCUCAUUGUUGGGAUUCUCAUCUUGGUCCUCAUUAUAGCGGCGGUCAUUCUGGUGACAGUGUAUAUGUAUCACCAUCCAACAUCAGCAGCCAGCAUCUUCUUCAUUGAGAGACGCCCAAGCAGAUGGCCAGCAAUGAAGUUUCGAAGAGGAUCAGGACAUCCUGCCUAUGCAGAAGUUGAACCAGUUGGAGAGAAAGAAGGUUUUAUUGUAUCAGAGCAGUGCUAAAAUUUUAGGACAGAGCAGCACCAGUACUGGCUUACAGGUGUUAAGACUAAAACUUUGCUUAUGCAUUUAAGACAAACAAACACACACCCACAACCACACACAAAGGAGCCCUAAACUGCUGUAGGCAGAAGGGCGACGAGAUUUCUGGACAAGCCCAGCCCAGGAACAUUGAGAGGAAAACUCAAACUUGUACAAGACACCACGUACACUGAAUAAAGAAUUCCCUAGUGGAAUGACAUCCAUGGUUCACAAGGAACAUCUCCUGUGGACUUGCCAGGAGUGUGACGAGAUGACGAUGCUUUUGGUUUAGGUGCAGGGUUGCAAAGGAAUCAAGGAAAAAAUAUGAUAAUAAAUAAAGCUUUAGUUCACAAGGGAUCUACACUUUUGGUUCAAAUGUUCUUCUCUGACGUCUCAAAGAUAAUCAUGUUCCAAUGCCUGAACACUGUCACUGAAAAGAGCAAUGGUGAAUGUUUCAAGAUUGCAGGGAACAAGAGCUCACACGAGAGCAAAACCAAACAUGGAUGGAGGUUUUUCUCUUUUCCAAACAGACUAUCAGCAGGAAGAUUUUAUGUUUUUCUCUAGAUGCUGUUGUCCAGACAAGUUCAUUACUUUGUAGGAUGAAUCUUUCAUUUGUUCAGAAGUUCAAACUAUGCCUGCCUCUUCCUUGGUAUUGAAUACUCUUUUUGUGAGCUGUGACAUAAUUCCCUAAUGUUAAGCUAAGGACCAGAGAGGAAGGAGCAGCCAGUGAUGUUUUCCAUUCUCUCACUGAAGAAUAAAAUGAAAUUUGCUUUCUAAGGUGCUGCUUCCUCUCCCACCUGGAGUUCUAGGAAGCCACAUUUGCUCUUGGCUUAUAAAAACAGACAGAAUUAAGAGGAAUAUUCGUGAGAUCAUUUUUUGAGACAAAUAUCUUAAGGUUUUUUUUUUUUUUUUGUGAAGUUUACCAUGUCUGUAUAAAAAACUCAUUGUCAAUCCCUGUCCCAUUCAAGUCAACAUAUCCCUGGUGAUAGGAAAAAAAAAAAAGGAAUGAUAUAACCCUGCUGAAUCACACAGUAAUUUUCUUUAAAGCACAUAGUAGUUACAUAAAUAUAUAUAUAAAUAUAUUUUUGUUUAUAACUAACACAAGGCAGGCUCUUGUGGCUCUAAAAAGUGUAUUUUGUCAUCAAGACAAAACAAAUGCAAGAUGCAUCACUGGUUCCUUUGAUAACAUUGUAAGAUAAUCCUCAAUAUUUUUAUGUUACUUCCAGAAGUGUUUCAUUUAGCUGCAGCAUGUAUCAUUUGCCUCCUCUUGCAUCCCCCAUACCAUUUAUAUCAACCCAUCCCUCCUUGAUUCGAAGAAGCAAUUGUAAGUGUCCCUUGAGUUGAGUUUUCAUUUAUAGUCUGAUUGAAAUCCAAAUUUUUAAGGGACAUUCCCAUAAGUAAAGAAAGGAGAGGUACCGAUCAAGGAGGAAGGAGGUAAAUGCAAACCAUGUCCCUAAAUAUGAGUUCAGGUACUGAGUCAUACAUUUCUACAAAUGGCUUGCCCUGUAAAACUUUCACAUUCUGUGCCAAGGAAAGUUCUGGUUCUUACAAGGUACAGCAUUCAGCAUUUGCAGAUUCAGGCUCACAUAGCAAGUAUCUUUACCAGUAGCACCUCGCUGACAGUUUAUAAUCUGGGUACAAUGUCUACACUGGACAGCUGACUGCCAGGUUAUCAUUUUCCAUAAGCAAGGCUUCUUUUCUGUGACAUAUAUUUUGCUUUAUACUUUAUACUCACAAAUACUUCAAGUAUGUGACGAUGGUAACUUUUCCCUAACCUUAGUUUAAAAUGUCAGAAAGGAAAGGUAGAAGGGAACAUGGUUGCAGGAUGUGAUGACGAUCCGUACCCCUGCUAUGCUCAUGCUUUAUGCAAUGUCUCAACUUAUUCUUGUUGGUACAGUUUUGGUGAGAAAGCAAUAACCAAAUGACUUGCCAAUGCAAUUGGUGCAACUGGUAUUCUACAGACACAUAAGGCACACAUAGACGACUUCCUUUUAGGGCGAGAUACGGAUGCUUUCAUGCACUUUGGCAAUAAUCAUGGCUUCUAAAAGCAAUGGAUUGGCAGAUGCCUAGAUAUCUUUGCAUAUAUUUUUCACUCCUUGCAUAAUUCCUUCAAGCAGUAAUGUUAGCCUUAUAUCCUUCAAAGCCCAUCUUCCAGCUUAGACUUAAAAUAAUCAAUAGUUCUGUUAUGUAAAUGCACAAGACCCUCUAAAUUAUUCAGUAUACCAAAGCACCAAGUAAUAGGAGAAAAAUGAUUGGAAGCAAAAAGGAUGCUAAGUUAUAUGAAAAUGUUCAAAAAUAAUUAAUAAAAUAAUUACUUAUAUAAUUAUUAAUAAUGAAUAAUUAAUUCUGCUUUACAUGAAUCCACAAGAAAUGAGAGGAAAUAUUAGGAGAAUCUCUUCUUGCUAGGAAAUUCUAGUUCUGGUUUGUUCUUGAUUCCUGUUUUCUUCAAAGGAAGGGCCUAGAGAAUUUCCAAAAACUUCAAAAAGGAGUCCAGUGGCAUGGACUUCAUCCGAUUUAUGCAUUACAAGCACCUUAGUCAACAUUCUGUGAGAAUGAAGAAAGAUUAGUACUGGGAUUUUUAUGAGAAAAAUGAAAGUGGAAUACAUACAACUUUAGAGGAAAUCAGAGAAAUGGUAUUACAAAGGAAGUUACUUAUGUCAUCUUAAUUAUUUGUAAGAGUAGUAAUAAGUGAUCAGAGUUACAAAUCAACCAACAAGAUGUUACAGGCCACUUAUUGGCAUGUUUGUGAAUGGUUAAGACCUUAUGGGACAUUAACAAAUAAAGAAUAGUUAAAGGCAAAGGAGAACUGAGCACAAAUGUUAUUACAGUAAGGCUUUUAGGGUAUUUAGUAGACUCUGAAAUAUAUGAUGUAAAGUGGUGCUGUUUACUAUUAUAUCUACUGGCUAGUUAUGGGUAGUGAUCUUUAAAUUAAAUAAAUUUUCAUUCAGUUGUCUGGUCACAUUUUGAAUGGCUCAUAGCCACACAUGGUUCAUGGCUACCAUUGUGGGCUACAGACACUUCUAUCAUUGCAGAAAGUUUUAUUGUAACAUGCCAUAAUGUUUCAAUUGAACUAUUUGCUUUUGAAGGAAAUAGUGGAAGGAAGGGAGGAAGCAAGCAAGCAAGCAAGCAAGGGUAUUUGAGAGCUCUUAGGUAUAUUCAAACAAUUAUUUUCUUGUAAUCCAAGAGACGCCUCAUAAAGAAAUGAUGAGAAUACCAGUUGACAUGGCUUUGUAUCUUCAUAGUGUUUCCUUUGAAAAACCACUUCAACUUCCAUGAGUCUCAAUUUUCACAUUGGAAAAAAAUUAAAUAUAUUCUCCUGUCGCUUUUGCAAGAUUAUUUUACAGACCAACUAAUACAGAUGUAAAGACUUUUGAAACCUUACAGAGAAGUGAUCUAUAAAGCACAUCUGUAGGGCAAGCACAAAAUUGCACACAAGGGAAAAAUAGUCCAUCAAUCCAAAAGGCAACUCAAGACAAUGAAGGCAAUAUAUUCUUGAGAAAGUGUCAAAGUGAAUAGAAAACCUGUUUGAGUUUCUUUUUGUCUAUGUCUUUCUUUCCUGCCUCUUUCUUUUAUUUGCCAAAUCACCUGUGUCUCCCCCAUUUGCCUAGACUCUUUUAUUUGGAGUCACUUUGUGCCUCUUUGUUUGUUCUGCUCAGGAAUCCCAGCAUCUUAGCAGAGGCUCUUUUGAAAGCAAAAUAAAUGACACUGUAAACAUUAGUUAUCUCUUAUGUAUUUUAUUUCUAUUAAAAAGCAAGGAACUGUAACUUAAUACUAUAUAAAUAUGGAGGAAACUUGCUUUUGAUGUAAAUUCUACAAAUGCCAGACAUUAUAAACAAAAUAAAACUACCUUAAAGUUUGCUCAUGUCCAGAUAAUACAUAAAGUGGGAAGGCAUCUUAUACAACCUGUUCCUUUUACUGAUGUGGAAACAAAGGCUUAUAGAGGUACAAUAAUUAUCAUUGGUGUCAAAAGUGGGUUUUGAACUUAAACCUCUCGAUUGUUUCUUUUCUUCUUUUGAUUGCUAUGGCUUACGUUCCUCUGUAAGUAAUUAAGACAACUAGCAUCUGGAAGUCAUAAUCCAUGAAAAAAUUAAUUUCACCUGCUAUAAGGAAGAUCUCUCUAUACUGUGUACUAUAGUAUGAAGCAUUGAAGAAAUAGUCUUCUAUGCUAUUACUGUCAUAAGAAUCCUGUUGUUCUCUUUCCAAUUCCAUCCCUGAAUGGGUCCUUAUGUGUCCCCUCUCUCACCUCCUCAGCUGUGGUCAUCAGUUAGCAGUGCUAUUUAUGUUUGUCAUUUGAAUGCCUUUCUGCCUUUGUUUCGUUUCUACUCAAUGGUAUUUGAAAACUAAUACUGUUUAUUGAAGAAUUUCUGCCACCUCGAUAAUCACCAUUUUUACUUGUUCAUGGAAACUAUUCAGAAACUUGUUUUCCAAGAAGGUCUUAUGGGAAAAGAUUGUGAGACCAGAGGUGUUACCUAUGAUCUCCUCACACCGCUGUGUUUUUAUAAAGCACUUUACAUUUUACAGAGUACAUUGAUUCGUGCUUUUACUUGUUCUUUCAUUGAACCACAAAAUUAAUUUUCCUAUGUGUUAAGCACCUACUGUGUGGAAGUUACUCUGCAGAUCUUUUGAUACAAGAAAACAAAUUAUA
Mus pahari (shrew mouse) is the source of this 7076-nucleotide messenger RNA. It is a transcript of the gene Plxdc2, whose product is annotated as plexin domain containing 2. The record is from RefSeq and is a predicted model, not a curated record. The transcript has 14 exons. Lineage: Eukaryota; Metazoa; Chordata; Mammalia; Rodentia; Muridae. The coding region runs from base 827 to 2413 and encodes 528 amino acids.